AUGAUGUGUGCUGCGGUUGCGAAAAUGGAUUCCAACUUGACAAGUAUGUGGGUAAACUUCUUCACGGCGGCUGGUAUUCCGUCGGACGUGUCUGCAACUUACGCGCUCACGUUCACGGAGAACCGCAUCCAGAGUGACAUGCUCCUGGAUCUCAACAAGGAGUACUUGCGAGACAUGGGGAUUUCUAGAAUGGGAGAUGUUAUCGCCAUAUUGAGGCAUGCCAAACAAGUACAUGAGAGCACUGCCCGUGACCGUGUGCUGAGCUCGGCAGUGCCCACCAAAGUCCCUGUAGCUGCUGUAACCGGGCGCGCUACGGUGUCAUCACAACCUUCCUCACCGGCCAGCCGGAUAUUGGAGCACUACACGCGCAAUCCACAAGUGCAGGACUCUCCUAGUCCCACGUCUCAACUAAAAAGAAAGGCUCUGGACAUUGGGAAUGACGACAUUAAUAUGAAAAAGUCGCGGCUGAUACGUUUCGCUCCCACACAGCAAACAGUAGUUAAAGAAGGUCCUUCUAAAACAGUGUUCGCUCGACUAGGUAGCUCUGAGUCGGGGAAGGUGUCGCCAGUCACUACAAAAGCCUCAGUCAAGCCAAUCUAUGCUCGGCUCGGUUCAAAAGCCGACAAAGAAGAGGACGAGCAAGCUAUACCGAUCGAGAAGGAUGCGCUCAAAUACGCAGGCAUACUCAAGAAUACAGUUGAUGUCUCUAAAAAGGUUUUCACAGUCACUACAUCGAAGAAUAACGUUAGGAAAAUAGCAGUUGGUACUAUGCGGGCUGACGAAGCUCCAGUUAGUGUGAAAACAAAACUGGCAAAACCCAAAUCAGUCAAGUUCUCGAACCACAUUCAGUAUAAAGAAAUAGAUCCUGUUCAGCUCAAUCAGAAGGCUGUGACUCAGAAAGCAGCGCCGAGUCCUGUGCAGAAGUUCACACCAGUGUUUAAUAAACCUGAGAGGAGAUUGUCCAUGCCACCCAUAGCCAACAAUGGAAUCAAGGCUAGGCUAGGACAAAAGAACACAAACAACUUGACAAUCACUAGGAAUGUUUUCAAUAGACUGGGUGUUUGA
Spodoptera littoralis (African cotton leafworm) is the source of this 1065-nucleotide messenger RNA. NCBI's taxonomy places the organism in Eukaryota, Metazoa, Arthropoda, Insecta, Lepidoptera, Noctuidae. The record is from the annotation of a GenBank genome assembly.